Camelina sativa (false flax) is the source of this 823-nucleotide messenger RNA. Its product is annotated as heavy metal-associated isoprenylated plant protein 46-like. The record is from RefSeq and is a predicted model, not a curated record. Gene Ontology annotation, molecular function: metal ion binding. Lineage: Eukaryota; Viridiplantae; Streptophyta; Magnoliopsida; Brassicales; Brassicaceae.
UAUCGACAAUUGACUAAUUGAUCAGAAGAAAAAGGCACAAAACAAAACUCUCCACACUUUGUAUUCUACAACAACACACCCAGAAGUCUAAGCCAAACAUUCAAAGCGAUAUCUCAAGCAAAACAAGAUGAUUAAGCAAAAGAUCCUGAUAAGAGUCACUAUGACAGAUGACAAAACUAGAGCAAAAGCAAUGACAAAAGCAGUUCAGUUUAAAGGUGUGUCAGCCGUGGAAAUAAAAGGCGAUCACAGGAACCAGAUAGAGGUAACUGGUGUUGAAGUAGAUAUGAUCCCCCUCAUCAAAAAACUAAGAAAGGAGGUAGCAUUUGCAGAGCUUGUAAGCGUGACCAAAGUCGAACCUCCAAAGAAAGAAGAGGAGAAGAAGGGAGGGGAUGGAAAAGAUGCAGCAGGGGGAAAAGACGGUGACAAAAAAGGUGGCGAGAAGAAAGGGACAGAUGAUAAGAAAGGAACAGAUGACAAGAAAGGAACAGAUGAUAAGAAACCACCUCCAGUGCCAACACCUGUGCCGUGUUAUCCAUGGCCUCAGGGAUACGGUGUGCCUUCCUCCUAUCCCCAGGGAUACGGUGUGCCUUCUGCUUUUCCUUACCCGUGCAAUCCCUACAAUUAUAUGGGUGAACCAGUUUUCAACCACGAACCCAAGUGCACAAUCUUGUGAUGAAAUGGAGAUUGCAGAGGAAGAUCGAUGGAGCAUGAUAGACAAUGUUUUUCUUUGUAAAGAAUCAAUGUGUUUACUUAUUUAGUCAUAUGAAUAAAACUCUGUGGGAAGUUCCAAAUCAACUUACUGCUAUCACAACAUGAUACUCUU